UCACUUGGGGCAGAAGAAUUCGUUUUCCUUUCUUUCUCUCUCUCUCGCGCGCGGAGAGUGACGUCACAGGGACGCACGGAUUCGGGAAGGAGGUUUGGAAGGUAGCAUGUGCGGGGGCUGCGUGAAGACGGAGUACCCGCCUCGGGGUACUACUUGCUUGGAGAAUGGAUCCUAUUUAAUGAACUAUGUUGGUUGCAUUGAAUGCAAAACACGGGAUUUUGUGAUGAUUGUGAACAAAGCAACAGAAGAACAGGAUGGAGAGGAAAUAAUCACUUAUGAUCAUGUAUGUAAGAAUUGUCACCAUGUGAUAGCCAGGCAUGAAUACACUUUUGGUGUGGUGGAUGAUUACCAGGAAUAUACCAUGCUAUGCAUGCUCUGCGGGAGGGCAGAAGAUUCUAUCAGUGUCUUGCCUGAUGAUCCUCAUCUGAUGACUCCAUUGUUCUGAAG
Pseudonaja textilis is the source of this 447-nucleotide messenger RNA. RefSeq names its product churchill domain containing 1 (gene CHURC1). The record is from RefSeq and is a predicted model, not a curated record. Lineage: Eukaryota; Metazoa; Chordata; Lepidosauria; Squamata; Elapidae. Gene Ontology annotation, molecular function: zinc ion binding. Gene Ontology annotation, biological process: fibroblast growth factor receptor signaling pathway; positive regulation of DNA-templated transcription; multicellular organism development.